GCGCGCACGUUGAGUGGCGGGGGAAGGCAGAAGAACUGCCCGAGCGAGGAGCGGCUCCGAGGGCUGGGCAGCACAGUUGGGGUGCCCGCUUCGGGGCCCCCAAGAGGCUGCCGGGUCGGAGUGCAGCCUGAGACCACGGGGGGAAGGGGGUGGGUGGGCUAAGAGCAGUUCGGCGGCGAGGCUGGCCCGCCGCCCCUUCCCCCCACACCCGUCGACCUUGUGGGCAGAAGCUUCCCAGAGCUCCUUACGCCGGCGCGAUGGCGACUGCUGUGGAGACGGAGGCCUCGCAGCCGACGGAUGCGAGCUGUGAAAGUGGCGGCGGCGGAGACGACGAGAUGAAGCAGGCGCUUCCGGAGCUUGAGUCCUCCCCACAAAAUGGCGGCGGCGGCGGCCUCAACAUCGCUGAGCCCGGCGGCGGCGCUGGGCCUGAGGAGACCGCGGGGGCCGAGGCCGCCCAGAGCUUCAGCCACGAGCAGCCUCAGGACUCCUCUGAGGCGGGCGCGGCCGCCCUGCUCAGAGGCCCCGAAGAGCCGGAAAGGCCUGUUAGGAGGAGUUUUCAGAUCCCCAGGAAGAGCAGAGAAAAGAAAGCACUUUUCCAGCCAUUAACUCCAGGCUCUCGAGAAUUUGAAGAUGUUGUAAAUAUUCUCCAUUCUUCUUACCUUGAACCAACCUCAGUAACAAAUUUUAACUACAGACGUGCUUGCUUGAUACACAAUGAGCUUUUGGAAAAGGAGUUUACAGAAAAGCGAAGAGAACUGAAGUUUGAUGGUCGCUUAGAUAAGGAACUUUCAGAAUCCUAUGCAUUUCUGAUGGUUGAUCGAUACCAGGUUCAAAGCAUAUGUGAAAAAGGAUUACAUGUGGGUCAGUCCAAAAUAACAAUUCUUGGCAGUCCUUCCAUGGGUGUCUAUCUUUCUAGGUAUGCUGAUUUAUUACAAGCGAAUCCUUUGGACACGGGGGCAAUGGGUGAUGUUGUUAUUUUUAAAAUAAUGAAGGGUAAAAUAAAGAGUAUAUAUGACCCCAUGGGUGUGAAAAAUUUGGAAUCUAUGUUAAAUAAAAGUGCUUUGGACCCCACACCAAAGCAUGAAUGUCAUGUGUCGAAGAAUGCCAAUCGAAUUACAUCACUUUUGGCUUACAGAGCCUAUGAGCUUACUCAGUAUUAUUUUUAUGAGUAUGGCUUUGAUGAGCUAAGGCGAAGACCAAGACACGUUUGUCCAUAUGCAGUUGUGUCUUUUACUUACAAAGAUGAUAUACAAACUCCGAAGUUUGUACCUUCAUCAAGAUCUAACAGCUUUAAUGCAGAUAGAAACAUAGAUAAAUAUAACUAUACCUUGUGGAAAGGACAGCUUUUAAAUAAAGGAAAACUUUUGUGUUAUAUUUCUCUGAGGUCAGCCACUCGUGCUUUUUUGCCUAUCAAACUACCUGAGAAGUUAGAUGUUGAAACAGUUAUGAGUAUUGAUCAUCUGAAACAGAAAAUCCCUCCAGCACUGUUUUAUAAGGAAACAUACUUAGGUCCAAAUGAAGUUUUGAAGAAUGGAAUGUAUUGCAGCCUUUAUGAAGUUGUAGAAAAGACAAGAAUUGGAAGUAACAUGGAGAGUUUACUGCAAAAACUAGACAGAGAAAAACUUGUUCUUGUUAAACCUUUGGGAGACCGAGGAUACCUUUUUCUUCUCUCCCCUUAUCAGAUGGUUCCUCCAUAUGAAUAUCAGACUGCCAAGUCUCGAGUCCUACAUGCUUUGUUUCUAUUUCAAGAACCUAGAAGCAUAGUUACUUCACAAAAAGGUUCAACCAAUGCAGCACCAAAGGAGAGGCAUGAGAGCAUGCCAGAUGUAUUAAAAAUAGCUCAGUUUUUACAAUUUUCUUUGAUUCAGUGUCGAAAGGAAUUUAAAAAUAUAAGCACUAUAAAUUUUCAUUCUGUUGUUGAAAAGUAUGUAAGUGAAUUUUUUAAGCGAGGUUUUGGUUCAGGUAAACGAGAGUUUAUUAUGUUUCCAUAUGAUUCACGAUUAGAUGAUAAAAAGUUCUUAUACUCAGCUCCCAGAAAUAAAUCCCAUAUUGAUACUUGUUUGCAUGCCUAUAUUUUUCGGCCUGAAGUGUAUCAGUUACCUAUUUGUAAAUUAAAAGAACUAUUUGAAGAAAAUAGAAAACUUCAACAGUUUAGUCCACUUUCAGAUUAUGAAGGUCAAGAAGAAGAAGUGAAUGGUACAAAAAUGAAAUUUGGAAAACGAAAUAACUCAAGGGGUGAAACCAUUAUAUCUGGAAAGCAAAGAUCAUCUCAUUCUUUGGAUUAUGAUAAGGAUAGAGUCAAAGAAUUGAUUAAUUUAAUUCAGUGUAGGAAAAAGAAUGUGGGUGGGGACUCAGACACCGAAGAUAUGAGAAGCAAAACUGUCUUGAAGAGGAAGCUUGAGGAUCUACCUGAAAAUAUGAGAAAGCUCGCCAAAACCAGUAAUUUAUCAGAAAAUUGCCAUCUGUAUGAAGAGUCUCCACAGCCUUUUGGCUCACUUGGACAUGAUGCUGACUUGAGGCGGCAGCAGCAGGAUACCUGUAACUCCGGCAUUGCUGACAUCCAUAGGCUGUUUAAUUGGUUAUCAGAAACACUAGCAAAUGCGCGCCAUUCUGAUGCAUCUCUAACAGACACAGUCAACAAAGCCUUAGGAUUGAGCACUGAUGAUGCCUAUGAAGAGCUGAGGCAAAAACAUGAGUAUGAGUUGAACUCUAACCCAGAUAAGAAAGAAUAUGAGCAGCCUACUUGUGCAAAAAUUGAAAAUGCACAGUUUAAGGGUACUCAGAGCUUAUUACUAGAAGUUGAUGCAACAUCUAAGUAUUCUGUUGCUAUUUCUACCACCGAAGUGGGCACUGACCAUAAGCUACAUUUGAAAGAAGAUCCAAAUUUAAUUAGCGUGAGUAAUUUUGAAGAUUGCAGUUUGUGUCCCAGUGUUCCCAUUGAACAUGGAUUUCGUAGACAACAGUCUAAGUCAAAUAAUGUUGAAGAAACUGAAAUACAUUGGAAACUGAUACCAAUUACAGGAGGGAAUGCAAGAAGCCCAGAAGAGCAGCUGGGGAAACAUGGUGAGAAACAAACACCAGGUAUGAAAUCACCAGAAGAACAGCUGGUGUGUGUGCCACCACAGGAGGCCUUUCCUAACGACCCCCGGGUAAUAAAUAGACAGAGAAGUUCUGAUUACCAGUUUCCAUCCUCUCCAUUUACAGACACACUAAAGGGCACCACUGAGGAUGACGUGUUGACAGGUCAGGUGGAGGAGCAGUGUGUGCCAGCAGCAGAGGCAGAGCCGCCUGCAGCGAGCGAAACCACAGAGAGGACAGUGUUAGGAGAGUACAAUCUCUUUUCUAGGAAGAUAGAAGAGAUUUUGAAGCAAAAGAAUGUUUCAUAUGUCAGUAGAGUUUCCACACCUAUCUUUACAACACAAGAGAAGAUGAAACGGCUUUCCGAGUUCAUAUAUUCUAAGACUUCCAAAGCUGGUGUGCAGGAGUUUGUAGAUGGUUUGCAUGAGAAGCUAAAUACUAUUAUUAUUAAAGCAUCAGCCAAGGGUGAGAAUUUGCCACCAGUCAGUCCUAACGAUUCUGAUGCUAAGAUAGCAUCGAAUCUUCUGGAAAGGCAUGUCAUACCAGUCUCCUCAAGUGACUUCAACAAUAAACAUCUCCUUGAGCCACUGUGUAGUGAUCCUUUGAAAGACACCAACUCUAAUGAGCAGCAUUCCACUUCGACUUUGAGUUUAACUGAAGUAGAAAUGAACCAGCCUCAACAUGCCACAGAGUUAACGGUGACUUCUGAUCAUACUGUACCUGGUGAUAUGGCCCGGGAACCAGUAGAAGAAACAACAAAAUCCCCCAGUGAUGUAAACAUUUCUGCUCAACCGGCUCUUUCAAAUUUUAUAAGCCAGUUAGAACCUGAAGUAUUUAAUAGUUUGGUUAAAAUCAUGAAAGAUGUCCAGAAAAAUACUGUGAAAUUUUAUAUUCAUGAAGAAGAAGAGAGUGUGCUCUGUAAAGAAAUAAAGGAAUAUCUUAUCAAAUUAGGCAAUACAGAAUGUCAUCCAGAACAGUUUUUGGAAAGAAGAUCAAAAUUAGAUAAACUAUUGAUUAUUAUUCAAAAUGAAGACAUUGCAGGUUUCAUUCACAAGAUACCUGGCUUGGUGACUUUAAAGAAGCUCCCCUGCGUUAGUUUUGCUGGUGUUGAUAGCCUGGAUGAUGUUAAAAAUCAUACAUACAAUGAAUUAUUUGUAUCUGGAGGUUUUAUCGUAUCUGAUGAAUCAAUUCUAAAUCCAGAGGUUGUCACAAUUGAGAACCUUAAAAAUUUUUUGACAUUCCUUGAAGAACUUAGUACUCCAGAAGGAAAAUGGCAAUGGAAAGUCCACUGUAAAUUUCAGAAAAAACUAAAAGAACUAGGCAGAUUGAAUGCUAAAGCUCUAAGUCUGUUGACGCUUCUGAAUGUCUAUCAGAAGAAACAUCUGGUUGAAAUUUUGUCAUACCACAAUUGUGAUUCACAAACUCGAAAUGCUCCAGAAUUGGAUUGCCUUAUCAGACUUCAGGCUCAGAACAUACAGCAACGACACAUAGUCUUUUUAACAGAGAAGACCAUCAAGAUGCUUUCCAGUUAUACAGAUAAUGGAAUAGUGGUUGCAACUGCUGAAGACUUCAUGCAAAACUUUAAAAAUCUUGUGGGCUAUCACAACUCAAUCACAGAAGAAAACCUUCCGCAGCUUGGUGCUAAUGAGAAUCUUGAGUCCCAGUCAGCUCUUUUAGAAAACGAUGAAAAGGAUGAAGAGGAUAUGUCUCUGGAUUCAGGGGAUGAAAUCUCACAUAUAGAAGUAUGCAGCAAUUUUCAUUCAGAAAUAUGGGAGAGAGAGACCAAAGGAUCACGUGGAACAGAUCAAAAAAAGAAUACUCAAAUUGAGUUGCAGUCGUCUCCUGAUGUGCAAAACAGUUUAUUAGAAGAUAAGACUUAUCUUGAUUCUGAAGAGAGAACUUCUGUUGAUAUAGUAUGCUCUGAAGGAGAGAACAGCAAUUCAACAGAACAAGAUUCAUAUAGUAACUUUCAGGUUUAUCAUAGUCAAUUAAAUAUGUCCCAUCAGUUUAGUCAUUUUAAUGUUCUCACUCAUCAGACAUUUUUGGGGACACCAUAUGCCCUUUCAUCAAGUCAGUCUCAAGAAAAUGAAAAUUACUUCUUAUCUGCUUAUACUCAAAGCUUGGAUACAGAUAAAUCUCCACCUCCCUUAAGUGGAGGGAAAAGUGAUUCUUCCAGGCCAUAUUCACAAGAGAAAUAACCGUAGCAACUUUUUUUUAAAAUAGAUUGUUGUGGACUUUGUUUAUUAACAAUUUAUAUUUCAUUCUCUAAACAAAAGGUUCUUGUUCUUUCUCAAAUGUUUUUUCUUUUAUUUAAAUCAUGAUGGUCUGUAACAGUUGAAGCAUCUAAAAAUUGAAAUAAAUAUAUAUUUUUAACAUAUAUUGUACUUGAAUUAUCUCAUGUUGGCACUUCUAAGUUUUACUUUUGUAUGUUACCUGUAGUUAGGCUUCAAAUUGAAGCCUGUUUUAUGUGUAAAAUCAGAUGCUUGCAGGAGGACGGUAAACAGCAAAGGCUUUACUACUUUUGCUCUAAUGUCACCUGAUACAAAGUACUUUUGUUGAAGUGAAUUAUUUUGAUUUAGGCUUUUGUAUAGUGUUUUUACACAGGUAUAAGCCAGUAAUAGCAGUGUUAAUAUUUACAGGAUUUUGGCUCAAUACCUCAAGAUUUAACAAUGCAGUUUCAUUUAGAUAAUAAACUAUGUACAUAGGACACAUUUUUUAUCCCUAGGCUUAGUCACGUAAAAACUGCCUAUUGCUAAAAUUCCGGUAACUUCGAGAGCAUUGGAUUUUUCAGUACUUGUGCAAUCCUUGAUUUAAUGAAAUUAACUUUUAUAUUUCAAACGAUAGGCUUCUGUUUAUCAAUGGCAUUGAACAAUUUGAUUUUUAAAUUAGUUUUAGCAAUAUUGAAGUAUAAUGGAAAUAUAUUUUUGAGGUGGUCUUAGUAGUAAUUACCAUUUGUGGAACACAUUAGUGCUAUACUAGAAAGAUACAGUGGAGAUAGCUUUCAAACCUACAUCUAUUCCUAACUACUGCCUCUAAUACUAAUUACUAACUUGUUGCUAAUGCUAACUUAUAAAAAUGUUUUUGAAAAUUGCAAUUUCUACAAAUGUCAUAAAAGCAGGAUUUAGAGAAGAAAACAAUUUCCACAGAAGCCUAAAUUGAAUUUGUUAUUUUAGUAAAGUUAUAUAGAGUUAUGGGUCUAGACGUGUUAGUAAGUUAGAUAGAACUUUGGCACUUUAGAACAAAUGCAUGAGUGGUAUUUCACUUAAUAAGUUACAUAAAAAGUGUGAAAGAACACUGUGAGGUCCCAGGAACGCCAGACUAUAUUAAGGUAAGUAGUAAGUGUUUUUUUAAUAGGGCUUCAAUACUCAGGUGGUGACAGAGCAGAAGAACAUGUUUUUUUUACUACUAAGCUUUUACAAAAGUAUGUUUUAUUGUAUAGAACAAGUACAGCAUUUUACUACAUAGUAUACAAGUUUUUAAUGAGCAUUUAAAAAAAUAAAAUCUAGGCUAUUUGAAAAAUACCGUUGAGCCAGUGAGCACAUUUUAUAAUUUGGAAGACACAAAUCAAAUGUGAAGGAUUUGAUUUUCUACAUUUAAAAUGAAGAACCAAAAUUAUCUUCUUGAUUUUCAGCUAAAGGCAGGAGACUACUUUCCAACUCCUUUUGCUUCUGGAGAAGGCCCUGAAAUCACAUUGAUAUAUGUUAGUAAAAUGUGCACACCUGACUUGCAAUGUUGUGUUAAACUAGAAUUCUAUUCACUUGGAAAACAUACUGCUUAGGAUAAAAUUGUCAUUCAAAAAUUUUUCAGAAAUGCUUGUACUAGACCACUUCAUUUGGAUAUAUAAGCUAUCACAUUUGUAAGAUUGUAUUUUUAGCAUAAAAAUCAGUAGGGAUGAGAAUUUUCUUAAAAAUCAAGCCUCCAAAACUAUGGGGGUAAAUGAAGUCAUUCCCUCUCCCCCAAUCCACCCCCAACUUCUCUUAGAUACUAGGAGGCGUCUCCCUUAAUAUACAUACAGUGUUUGUUUUGUUUGAGACGGAGUCUUGCUGUGUUGCCCAGGCUGGAGUGCAGUGGUGCGAUCUCGGCUCACUGCAAGCUCCGCCUCCCAGGUUCAUGCCAUUCUCCUGCCUCCCAAAUAGCUGGGACUACAGGCACCCACCACCACACCCAGCUAAUUUUUUGUGUUUUUAGUAGAGACAGGGUUUCACUGUGUUAGCCAGGAUGGUCUCGAUCUCCUGACCUCGUGAUCCACCUGCCUCGGCCUCCCAAAGUGCUGGGAUUACAGGCUUGAGCCACACUGCGCCUGGCCAACAUCCAGUGUUUAUCUUGACUGUCCUAACCUUACCUUAGAUGCUAAUAGAAGGGUCCUGCUGAAAUAACACUGGGCACUAUAUUUGUGGGUAAAUGUGUACAUCAUAUUCCUUUCUCUUUAUCUCACAAUUUUUGUUUCCACUAAGCAAGAAGUAAAUUAACACUUUGUCACUCUAAAGAAAUAAUUUAUGUAAAACUCUUAGUAAUCCUGUUUGUCUUCAAAUGAGUAAAUAGACCAAAGGGGACAAUUUUCUAGUUCUGUAGAGGGAAGACAUCUGAGUCAGCAUUUUGAAAUGCAGAGGGUACAUGAUGACAUGGGAAAGGGCACUUAUAAACAGCACAGCUUAUUCUUCCCUGAGUACAGAGUAUAUAGUGAAUCAAAGCUAACUACAGCCAUUCUUUUUAAAGCCCAAGGGAUGGAGCAAAGGUUGUAAGCAUGUCACCUGUUUUAAUCAGAGAGUAAAAUAAUGAGAAGUCACAACAGUUUGGGAGAAAAAGUAAUCUGGUGAGUAAGGUUAGACGUAUAAUUUCAUACUGAAUUUACUACUAUUUGGGAUGUACGUCAAUAUUCUAAACACUGCCAACACGUCAAGUUUUUUUAAAAGCCACAUAUUGCUAAGAAUUUGUUAAAGCGUAACUGUAUUUUUUGUUUUAGGGCCUUAUUGAUGUUUUGCCGUUCCAAUGUAUGCAUUUUUAUACUCAAUAAACUUGUCUUAAUUUUG
This is a messenger RNA of Chlorocebus sabaeus (green monkey), 8108 nucleotides long. RefSeq names its product transcription activation suppressor (gene TASOR). Gene Ontology annotation, cellular component: heterochromatin; nucleoplasm. The record is from RefSeq and is a predicted model, not a curated record. Gene Ontology annotation, molecular function: chromatin binding. Gene Ontology annotation, biological process: protein localization to heterochromatin; negative regulation of gene expression, epigenetic. Lineage: Eukaryota; Metazoa; Chordata; Mammalia; Primates; Cercopithecidae.